AUGGACACAACACAAGCCGAUUCUGGCAGGAGUAAUCGUUCGAACGUCGGAAAGGUUGGCGGUGUUUCGAAGAGUCCAACGAAAUACAUAUUCAAGCCCGAAGUCGUGAAUUCCACGUCAUCGAAGCACGCCAUUAAUGGUGCCAACCGCGAUCCCAACUCGGAGAAACCCCAGCCACGUUCGCGUGAUACUCAAAAGGGACUUCUAGGAUUCCUUGCGAGAAGUACAAAGCGUGCACCUAUCAAGAGUUCGGAAGUUCACGUAGACCGUAAAAGAAGCCAUUCCUUGUUCACGCUGAAAAAUGUCAAGGAGAAGGAUCGGAGGUUGUCGGAGCUGGAAGAAAAUCGACUUCUUGCCAAACUCGUUGCGGAGCACGAGAACAAAGGGUCUCGGACGAAAGGACGAAAUCCCGAGGAAAGGCACUCAAGGAGCGAUGACAGGAAAAUCAGAACACAGAAGAAUAGCGAAUGCCACUCCACUGUAGAACGAAGUCCUGACUCGGAGAUCAGGAGUCAGGGAGAAAAAAGUCUGGACGGCAAGAAUUACGAGACCAGUAGUAAAUACUCAGAGGAAAGGAAAAGGCGACUUGCAGAGAUCAUCCGUCGAAAUGAAAAACACGAACUAGCCUUUGCAUUUCAACUUGACUUAGAAAAUGAUCUGGAUAAAGAGAACCGUUUAUCUGCAAACAAAGACGAAUGCUCCUCAUACGAACCGUACUCAUCACACCAAGAAAAGAGAAGUCCACAAAGCGAGACUAAUUCGUCAGAGGGGUCUUCUCAUCAUAAAAAUGAUAGGGUUCCUCCCAGAGCAGAUUCUCCGUACCCCAGCACCAAUCACGUCGAACUAUUUCUGGCUACUCGUGAAAAUAUAAAUCGCAAAUACUCGUCGAAAAGCCUACAGGAAGACCUAACAAGAUGCAUUACAAACUGUGAGAAUUGUGGCGAAUCGCAUUGUUCCUCGUCUACGAAAAGUAAUUUUCGUCCAGAAUACCCCGAAACGGGGAUAGUGGGAUUACCGGAUGAACUCAAUUUCACGAAGAAAUUUCCCUUCGAUCGACAACAGGAAAUCCCAGUAACUUCCUUGUUGUAUCGCAGCAAAUCUUCGCCACAACUAUCAGGGCACGAUAGUGGCGUUGGUAGCAAUGAGCAGCCUGCGGGAAGACCUACUGCCAGAUUAGUUGCUGAUCUCCGCCAACUAUUAACCUUGAAGCAACACUACUAUCCAGAAGGAGGUUGGGGGUGGGUGAUCAUAGUGGUGGGAAUUCUAGUGCAGAUCCUGACCCAUGGGUUACACGGUGCCUCGGGAGUACUUCUUCAACAAGUCGCCAACAAAUUUGGACCCCGGAUUUAUUUGGAGUCAG
Orussus abietinus is the source of this 1360-nucleotide messenger RNA. RefSeq names its product biorientation of chromosomes in cell division protein 1-like 1. The record is from RefSeq and is a predicted model, not a curated record. The annotation marks the transcript as partial. The transcript has 2 exons. Lineage: Eukaryota; Metazoa; Arthropoda; Insecta; Hymenoptera; Orussidae.